AUGUCACCCCUGUUCACUAUUUUGAUCACACCAGAGAAAAAAGCGGAACCACUAGAAGUCCUGAUAGACUCAGGCGCUACCUCAUCCUUUCUCCACCCCUGUACCGCAGAAGCACUCCGCCUCCCACUCAUAGACCUCCCUUACCCCCGCACUGUAACUAUGCUCAAUGGGUUGAGCCCCCAGGCUGGUAAAAUUUGGAAGAAGGCUAACCUAACCUUCUCCUUUGAUGGCAAACGUAUGACCAAGACCUUCUUGAUCUGCAACACAGGGUCCCACGCCGCCAUCUUAGGAUUGAAAUGGUUAGAUGCCCAUAAUCCAGAGAUUGAUUGGAAUCAAUGCACCCUCUCCUUCCCCCAUGCACCACCAGAACACGUAGCCAUCGCUGAAGAGGAGGAAGCCGAUCAAAACCCCCUUGAAGGAGUCCCUUCCAAAUACCAUCAAUACGCCAAGGUAUUUGGAGAGGAAGAAUUCAACAAACUUCCCCCGCAUUGGCAUUAUGACAUUGGGAUUGAACUAACAGAAGAAGGCCCCUUGAACUCUCCGCUGUACAGCAUGACUGACGCCAAAUCCGCCACGCUCAAAGAUUGGCUCAGAGAUGAACUCAAGGCAGGCAAAAUCCGCCCCAGCAAGUCCUCAAUUAGCUCCCCUGUCAUGUUUGUUCCCAAGAAGGAUGGCUCCCGCUGCUUGGUAGUUGACUACCGCCGCCUAAACAACCAGACAAAGAAAAACGUUUACCCCCUUCCCCGUCCAGACAACCUCAUGGCCCAGCUCCGUGGUGCCAAGGUCUUCACUAAACUAGACCUACAUUGGGGAUAUAACAACGUCCGGGUAAAAGAAGGCAACAAAUGGAAAACUGCUUUCUGUACUAAGUACGGCCUGUACAAGUCCCUAGUCAUGACCUUUGGCCUAACCAAUGCUCCCGCCGCCUUCCAACAUUUUAUGAACAAAUUAUUCAAAGACCUGUUAGACGUUUGCGUCAUCAUUUACCUUGAUGACAUCCUGAUCUACUCCAAGGAUGAUGUAACUCAUACACAACAUGUUCAUGAAGUUUUGCGGCGGCUACUGGAGAACCAACUAUUUUGUAAGGCAUCAAAGUGUACCUUCCAUGUCAAUUCCGUGGAAUACCUGGGAAUCAUUGUCUCGGAUAAGGGUUUUAGCCUAGAUAGACUCAAGAUCCAGGCAGUACAGGAAUGGCCGACCCCCUCAAAGGUGAAGGAGGUCCAAUUGUUCUUAGGGUUCGCCAACUUCCUCCGUCGAUUUGUUGCCAAUUUUAGUCACAUGGCCAGGCCAUUGCAUAAUCUGGUCAAGAAGGAUACGCCGUGGAAUUGGGGUGACAGAGAACAGGAAGCCUUCCAAGGACUAAAGGACGCCAUCACCAAUGCACCUGUACUCUGCCAUGCCAAUCCGACCAAACCCUACUUCCUUGAGACAGACGCCUCAGGAGCUGCCCUAGGAUCCAUACUAAGCCAACGCCAGGAAGACGGACGGUUACACCCACUUGGUUUCUUGUCUGAGUCAUUUAAAGGAGCAGAGCAGAACUAUGAUACACAUGACAAGGAGCUGCUAGCAAUCAUCCGCUCAUUCAAGUACUGGCGUAUCUUUUUGGAAGGAACCCUGCAUCCCAUCACCGUGUUCACCAACCAUAGGAACUUAGAAUAUUGGAAAGAAUCUAGAACGUUCAACCGCCGCCACGCACGGUGGCACCUCCUCCUGGCCGGUUACAACUUCCAAAUCAUGUACAGACCUGGGAAACAGUCAGGGAAGCCAGAUGCCCUAUUGCGACAAUCAGACCAUGCCAAUGGUUGA
Rhizoctonia solani is the source of this 1806-nucleotide messenger RNA. RefSeq names its product Retrotransposable element Tf2 protein. The transcript has a single exon. Lineage: Eukaryota; Fungi; Basidiomycota; Agaricomycetes; Cantharellales; Ceratobasidiaceae. The record is from RefSeq and is a predicted model, not a curated record. Bases 1 to 1806 code for a protein of 601 amino acids.